AGCCCAAUGAGCUCUACGGAAGCCGUGAAGUUCCAAAGCACCGGUUUGCUUCUACGACGUUCCGCUUCCUCCGUCCGCGAGGCUCCUCCCCGGGUUCAGCAGAAAGCCAGACAGAGAGUAGUUGAGAAAAGAGGCAGGGGAAAAGCGUGUGUUUAAAAUAGUAUCCUGUUUCUCUUUUAAAUUAAAGAAGUGAAAGACAUUUCAGAGUUAAACUUUGACUGUAAAACGAGCAAGAAGAAGGAGCAGAGACGGGGCGGAGCGUCAGGAGUUUGUCCCACUCGAGGUUGAUACUUUUUGAGUUGACAACAACCGUAAGCGAGACCCAACACGUCACUUCGUUGCCCGUUCAGCGUUGCUUCCUGUUCACACUCUCUGUUCCCUUCUCAGAGCCGCUCCACAGAUUGUGGCAUGGAUUGAUUUCUAGGUGUACGUGUGUGUAGAUGUGUGACAGCGGAGUGUGUGAGGAUAAGCCCCCCGCCCCCCCUGUCAGGAUGAGCAGCCAAGGAGGAGGAACCAAGGACUCCCAGUCAUCCAAUCACAAGCCACUACCAUCUGUACCAGAGGAGAGGAAGUCCAGGAACAAGAUCAUCUCUAUGUUUGCAUCUGAGAGAGGAGGAAGGAAGAAGGACAAGGACAAGGACAGACCUGAGAUCUCCUCCCCUUCAGACUUUGAACACACCAUCCAUGUUGGUUUUGAUUCUGUCACUGGAGAGUUCACGGGCAUGCCGGAGCAGUGGGCCCGUCUCCUUCAGACCUCCAACAUCAGUAAAUCAGAACAGAAGCAGAACCCUCAGGCUGUCCUGGACAUCCUCAAAUUCUACGACUCCACCAGUGGCAAACAGAAAUACCUCAGUUUUUCUGCCUCGGAUAAAGACUCACAGUCGCAAGGCAAUAAGGGUACAGGGACUUCCAAGUCAGGUGGCAAGGAUGGAGACGACGAUGAUGACGAUGAUACGCCACCUCCUAUUGUUGCACCGCGGCCUGAACACACAAAAUCAAUGUACACAAAAUCAGUGAUAGACCCAAUCCCAGCUCCAGACGGAGACGCCGCCUCUAAGGCCGCUGACAGACAAAAGAAGAAGGGGUGCAAGAUGACCGACGAGGAGAUUAUGGAGAAACUAAGAACUAUUGUUAGCAUCGGAGAUCCAAAGAAGAAAUACACCCGUUAUGAAAAGAUCGGCCAGGGGGCAUCUGGAACAGUUUACACAGCCAUAGAUGUCUCCACAGGACAAGAGGUUGCUAUCAAACAGAUUAACUUGCAGAAGCAGCCAAAGAAGGAGCUGAUUAUUAAUGAGAUCCUGGUCAUGAAGGAGAUGAAGAACCCCAAUAUUGUCAACUUUGUAGACAGUUUCCUCGUAGGAGACGAGCUCUUCGUAGUGAUGGAGUAUCUGGCUGGUGGUUCCCUGACGGAUGUUGUGACCGAGACGUGCAUGGACGAGGCUCAGAUCGCUGCAGUCUGCAGAGAGGUUCUUCAGGCUCUGGAGUUCCUGCAUGCUAACCAGGUCAUCCACAGAGACAUCAAGAGUGACAACGUUUUGCUUGGGAUGGACGGAUCAGUGAAGCUUACCGACUUUGGCUUCUGUGCCCAGAUCACUCCAGAGCAGAGCAAGCGCAGCACGAUGGUGGGGACUCCGUACUGGAUGGCCCCAGAGGUCGUGACCAGGAAAGCUUAUGGACCCAAAGUGGACAUUUGGUCUCUGGGGAUCAUGGCCAUAGAGAUGGUGGAGGGAGAGCCUCCGUAUCUCAACGAGAACCCUCUCAGGGCCUUAUAUUUAAUCGCCACCAACGGGACCCCUGAGCUGCAGAGUCCAGAGAAGCUGUCUCCUGUCUUCAGGAGCUUCCUGUCACGCUGCUUGGAGAUGGACGUGGAGAAACGAGGAUCAGGCAGAGAACUGCUGCAGCACCCAUUCCUGAAGCUUGCCAAACCUCUGUCCAGCCUCACCCCGCUCAUCCUGGCAGCCAAGGAGGCCAUGAGGAGCAACCGCUAAAGCCCACUCUGUAAGAACUGUAAGAGCUAAAGCCAGUGACAACCAAACCAGCCAUACCAGCAAGCAUCUCCUACUCGUCUACAUAACAGGACCAUCAAGAACCUGCAUGGAAUCUGUUCUGUGUAUUUUCCAGAAGCAUCAAAAUCUUUCUCCCCUCUCUCCAGUGUUUCUGUAGCACCAGAUGUGUUGUACUUUGUGCCUUGUUCUCAAGCUGCAAACUGCCAUGAUGUGUUUUCUACUUGUUGCAGCUGAAGCAUGUGUGCCGUUGAUGUUGAUACUUGUUAGUAUGCUUGUCAAAAACUUCAUCUGUUGCAAAUCUACUCUCACAGCCUAUUCACUUUGCUGAGAGCACAGCAGGUGUUGAAUGAGCUUACACAUGAUCUCUGUUGUGAUUAGUUAAAGUGACAUGUCUGCCCAAAGAAAUAAAACAUCAACCAAUAUACAGAAGAACAUGCAACCAAUUUUAUAAAAGAUGAUACAUAAUUAGACUGUUAUUUUAGAUAUUUAAUAAACUGUGAUACAGAUUUCCAGUUCAUGAAGUUACCUUAUUGCGCCAAUUUUACUGCAGUUUUUCUUUGUUUACUGCAGUUGAUGGUUAUCUAAUUUUUUAAAUGUUUUUAAAAAAGCAGGAUCUAAUAUGGCAACUUGGUUUUAAAACUGGACACCAAAGAUCGGAGGGUGUUUCGACAACAGGAAAUAAAUCAAAUAUUCUAAAGUUUUCUUAUCCGGUUGGUAUCCGAUUGGUGCGGAUUGUGGGGAUUCUUGAAUUCUCUUGUAUGGAAAGGCAGUAACCUUAGCAGCUGGUUUCUAUGAUUGUUGAUUCCAUGAACGAACAGCAGACUGUAUGAAACAAGGAUGUGAUCUCAGUGACGUCACCCAUUGGUUAAUGAAGUAGGGUUUUGAAGCCAGUCGAUGGUGGUCGCCAUAUUGAACUUUCGGUCAACAUAGAAACAUAUACAUUGGUGGAGUUUAGGCCUCUUACCAAGCAGUUACAUCAGAACCACCGGUCAGUCGACACGGCCAUGCCCCUAAUCACACAUCUGAGUUAUGAAAACAUUUAUAUCACCCGCACUGUUUGAUCGACUAAAUAAAUGACCUAUUCCUACCAAAACUGUUUUCAACCAGGCUAUAACAUCCCUGUGGAAACAACAAGUAUUUAACAUGGGUGUAAAUGGAGAUUUAUUGGCUUUUGCAGCCAGCCCCAAAUGGACACUCAACGAAGUGCCGUGUUUUUGCACUUCCACAUAGCCAUUUAUUUUAGAACCAGUGGUUGCUGCCUGGAACAAACAUCCUCUGACAGAUACAAGUGUUCUUGUUUGACACUAACUGACUGGAAAUGUAACAUUGAUUGAAGAUUUUCUUUUACUUUGAAUUAUUUCCUGAUAUCAGAUGCCCUCUGGUGGCAGCUUUGGGUUUUGCAAGGCACCAAAAUACACCAUCGUUGAGCUAGCUCAGACUUCAAAAACCUCUCUUAUCAAACUCUCUAUGCAGACAUCAAACUGCAACAUUUCUAUCUCUGUGAUGUGUCUUCUAUGUGUUGUGUUUAUCUUAAGCUGUGCCUUUUGCAUUAGAAGCCUUAAUGUCUGUGUUGGUGCAAGUACAUUACAUAUCAUGUAUGACAAUGUCUGAAUGUGCUAAACUGGAGGAAAACUUUGCAUUGUUUUGUAUAUUUUGUAUUGUUCGUGUCCUGUUUUUAAUAGCUUUUAAAAUGUUGUAUAUCCUUUUUUUUAUAUGUAUAACUAACAGCAGAUGAAAGAUGUUUUUUCACUCGAGUGAACCAUUUUAUUCUCAGUGCAGUUAUGGACUUCAGUUCAUAAGAUGCAAGAAUAAACCUAUAAAACCCAAGCCAUAACUGUCAUACUGGAGCCAGACUUGAGUCCAGAAGUAUUCAGGAAGAGUGAUUCAUUUUGACCCACAGAUGAGAUUAGUUUUUACCUCAUUACCAGAAAUAUAGACAAUCGUUUCAAAUAGUUAGACUCUUUAUUCAACAUGCCUUAUAGUGCCUUAUCUCAGUCAUGAUGCAGUAAGAACCACUGGUGUGGUACUCGACAGGUCUACAUAAAUACAGAGUAUUUCAUAUCCUGUCCUCUGGUUCACCCAGAACAAGCAUUCCAGUUAUAUGUGUACAAGGUUUAAAAGGAAUCUGUUGUUCAUCAUGAAAAUAACAACUUCUGGUGUAAAACACACAAGGUAUGUAAAUUAUUAAUAAAGGUGGACCUGGAACUGG
Notolabrus celidotus (New Zealand spotty) is the source of this 4215-nucleotide messenger RNA. RefSeq names its product serine/threonine-protein kinase PAK 2-like. The transcript is spliced from 16 exons. Gene Ontology annotation, cellular component: cytoplasm. Bases 441 to 1988 code for a protein of 515 amino acids. Gene Ontology annotation, molecular function: protein serine/threonine kinase activity; ATP binding. Gene Ontology annotation, biological process: regulation of MAPK cascade; intracellular signal transduction; regulation of axonogenesis. The record is from RefSeq and is a predicted model, not a curated record. NCBI's taxonomy places the organism in Eukaryota, Metazoa, Chordata, Actinopteri, Labriformes, Labridae.